UUCCGGUAGAGAAAUGUGAAAACAAAGCGAGAGGCCUACACAUGAGAUUUUACACUUGAAAGCAAGUCAGAAGCGCGACUUCCACUUGAUAUGCGCGACCGAGUGACAGAUAGGGAGAUUCAGCCCCCACCCAGCAGCAGGUUCUGAACCAGGAGGGCUGCAUCAGAACCACAAGACAAUAUUGUUGGUCUCAACACCUGUCGAGAACCUUCGUUCCAUCAGUGACCUGCUCGAACAUUUCCAACCCAGCCAUCCAUUAUGCCAAUCACCAGACAAGCACAUGCACACCUUCAGUGAUCAGUUCGGAGCAUGAGCGUAGACCAUCCAGACACAUCUCGAUGUUAGUAUGAUCGACGCCGGUAAGGCAGCAGCGUACCACCAGGCUGCCAUCGCCACAUACCAGGUCUCCCUUUACGGCUUGUACACAAACGCUGGUGUCUGCGACCCCAUCAUCAACGGCACUGUAGUGGACAGCGUCACUGCAAGAGGAAGUCCUAAUUUAAUUACUCAAAUAACAAGCGUCCACCCGAGCAGCCAGCUUACAGUCACAGAAGCAAGGAAAGACUUGAAGGAAAAGCAGGAACGAUUCACCUGUGAUGAGUGUGGAAAGUCUGUGAAAAGUCGGAAUUAUCUGAAGUUGCACAAGAGGACACAUACAGGAGAGAAGCCAUUCGCGUGCAAGCAGUGUAGCCUUAGCUUCAGUGUACGGGGGAACCUGUACAAGCACAUGCGAACACAUUCGGGGGUGAAGAAUUACGGUUGUAGCUACUGCGGGCAGAUGUUUCGGGACAGUACAUCUCGGAAUCGACAUGAGAGGCUCCACACUGGGGAGAUGCCAUAUCGGUGCGAGGACUGCGACCAAAAUUUCCGCUACCGUGAAAUGUACAAGGCUCACAUGAUGAAGACUCAUGGGCUUGAUGAAGAGGAGGUUGUGUCUCUGCCUCCGGGAAAGAGGAUGAAGACAGAGCAGAGUAGUUCUAACUCACCAGGUGCAUCAAGCACUCAAAAAAGUAGCACUGAUGCCAUCCGUUUGAAUCCAAAGACGGUCUCAUCCAAAUGUGAUGACACAGUCCAGAAGCUGUCCUCUGCUGUUCAACUAAGUGGAAACGUAGUUCUUAAGAAGGAAAGUGGUUUGGACGGCACAGGUCCGAAGGGCAAGAUGGCCAACCUCUCCGGCUUCGCCUACAACACUGCUGCGGCCAGUACACAGUGUAUUGGGUCUGAGGAACAGGCUGACAUGUCCAGUCUGACUGAGGAGGAUGGUGACAUGGCGUUUGAAGACACGUCCCCCUACAAGCUGAUGCCCCUUGAGUUGCAGAACACUGAUGCCGUCAGCAUCAGUAGACCCGAGGGGCCUGCCCUGCUGCAACAGGGGAAGAACAGAGUAGAACAGCUUCGAUGCAGCAAGUGUCCGAAAACUUUUGACAAUAAAUCCCAGCUGACACGGCAUCAGAAGAUGCACAAGUUACUGAGUGUUGUGAAGAACGCAUCUCACAGUGCAUCUCCUGGUGGCUCAGGUAGUAAAGUUGUGACCAAGAAACCUGGAACUGCCAGAAAAACAAUGAGAAAACAAACCCAUUUUGUUAAAGUGAGUACCCCAGAUUUGCCUGAUUCUGAAGCAUUUAGUGAAGAGAAUACCCUCAAGUCAUCUCUGGAGCUGUCAUCCCUGAAUCCCUCAAGUAACAGUUCUUCAUCACAAUCUGGUGAUCACAGCAUCCAGAUUGAUGCCUCUCUUCCCGAGACCUUCCUCCAGGAGUCUGUGACAGCAGAAAGGGAUGACUCUUGUUCUGACACUACGAGGAGGAGUAGAGCCCUGUCUCCUGCAGGGGAAUCACAGGAGAUGCUGGAGGUGGGAGAUGAUGUCACUAGCGUGACCAAGGUCGAGGAUCAAAGUGGGAGUGGGGCAGAUGUGUCCUCCUUGAAAGGAGACCAGGUAGCUGUGGAACAAAGUGGUCAGUCCUCUGACAAUCCCGAUCCUUCAGUAACCAAAGACAAGCCCCAGUCGUCCAAUGCACCAGACCCUCCUGGAGGUAUUAUUCUUGAUGGUUGUGAAUGUAAGAUUUGUGGACGGGUUUUGUCACGAGAGUCCUACCUGAUAAUACAUAUGCGAUCACAUUCUGGGGAGAAGCCUUUUGUUUGUCAGUUCUGUGGCAGGGGUUUCACAGUUUCUCAAAACUUGUACAAGCAUGUUCGAACACAUACUGGGGAGAAGAACCAUGCAUGUCCAACGUGUGGUCGAAGAUUCACCACCAGCAGUUCCCGGAACCGACACAUGCUGCGCCAUAGUGGUGACAAGCCCUACCCUUGCACUCUCUGUGACGACGGAUUCUCUUACCUUGAGCAGCUGAAGUCACACUGUCAGAAGAACCACGCUUACUUUGAUACAUCCUUGCUGAAAAAGGUUGAAAUUGAUACUUACGAACUAUCGAAAGGGAAAAAGAAAAAGAAGUCGAAAAAGAAGUCGAAAAAACUUAUUGUAGCGCCUGGUGCAGUGAGCAGUUUUAUGAGUGGCAAGCUGAUAUUUCCCUAUGAUAACCCCUCACAAGCUGCUGGAAAUCAAGGUGUAUUAUCCACCCAGGCAUCAUUGGAUCACGUGCAGGCAGACAGCAGUGGUAUGCUGGACCCCAGCCUAGAAAUAUCCAGGCAGCUGAGCAACAUAGAGGCCCAGGCCAAGAUAGAAGACAGCAAUGACCUCUCAGGAAACAUGGCGUCAUCAGAUCCGGGACAGACGGAGGAAGGAAAUUCUUCAAGAGUACGUUUUAUGUGCACCUUUUGCGGAAGUGAGUUCCAGAGUGAGCAUUAUCUCCAGCAUCACAUGACAAUUCACAAAGACGAACGUAGCUACGAGUGUCCAUUCUGUCACCAGGGUUUUGCUAUGCAGGCACACCUGCAGGCUCACCUCCGGAACCACGCUGACGCCAAGAAGUACAGCUGUGGUAUCUGUGGUAAGGGUUUCAGUGUGAGAUCCAAGCUGGAGCGGCACAUGCUGGUCCACACCGGGGACAAGCCCAAUCAGUGCCAACUGUGCCAGGAGAGCUUCAAGUACAAGCACAUCUUGAAGCUUCAUUACAGGAAGAUGCACCCUAGCUUUGCAUCUUCAGAACUCGCUAAGAAAAGAGGGAGGCCCACGAAAAUAGAAGGCCCAGAGGGGAUUGAUGUCAGCGCAGAAUCAGAUGGUGUGUCUUUUUCACAUGAUCUGGAAGAUGGGGAGGUUGUGCUCGGGAUGACUGGUGAGAGUGGAAAACCAGUGUCCAGGCCUGCAGGGGGUAACCCUGAUGAUAUAACAGGGCUGAAGUCAAAUGGAAUACAAGGAAGGAAAACUAUACUGAGACUUUUAACAGGUGGUGAUAUCGGUCACGACUCGAGGAUAGGCUGCAUGGAGCCAACAUCAACAAGAACUCAUUCUUCAAUAAAUAAUAAAAAGGAGCCUGGUCCUGCCAACUCUGAAGAAACAUCGCUAACUAUUCAGGGCGAUGGCAUGAAAGAGAAUGAAUCCAAUACACAAGAACAAUACAAAGUAGAGUUGAGGUCAAGUGGAUUGGGCAGUCCUACUGCAUGUUCCUUCGACUGUCCCCAUUGCCCGUUAAUCUUUCAACACAAGAAGGAUCUUACUGAACACCUUCUCACACACGCUGACCAGUGUGGAGAUCAGAGUGACCAUACAGGUGUGUCUGAUAGUGAUCCAAUCAUAAACAGUGACGAAAGUGACCCUUCAGUUCCAGCUGGGACAAGCUCCUCAAUUCUUGCCACUGUUAGUGAUCCCCACAUAAAGGAUGAAGUAGGCAGGGGUUUUGCUGCUUCUGGAGUCCAACCCAACGUGUGUGAUGUGUGUGGGGCCAUCUUCACUGCAACCAGAAAAUAUCGGCAGCAUAUGGCAGAUCAUUUGAAACUCUUAGAAUCAGACAAAUCCAGUGUUGAAGCCAGUUCUGAGAAAGACAAGUUGAGGUCGCAGUGUGAAACCGCAUUACAACUUGUUGAAGAUAGCCAGUCAUCCAGCAGCAAAACUACCUCAAAAGUUAAAAGGAAAGGUGCAGCCAAAUCAGGUCUGCUUCCUUUGAAUAAUUCUACCUCUGAAGAAGUGUGUUCGAUAUGUGGUGAUGUGUUCUCAACUGUGGAACUUCUAGGGCACCAUCUAAAGGGCCACAGCGACCCUGUGCAAGAUUCCAAGGAGAGCCAGGCUGAAGGGACGAGCAGUGCAUUGACACAUACAGACAGUGCUUCAGCUGAUAGUGUGCAACAGAGGAAUCCUUCAAUUAAGAAAGAACCUGAGGAGUAUCUUCCAGAACACACCGCUCUGAUCGAGAGUCCUGACCAAGCCAGACCUGAUGUUGCUGGUUGUCAUGAUGAGUGUCUGAGUGAAGAGUGUCACCAGGUGGAAUGUCGACACUGUCUUGCAGUGUUCACAUCCUUCAAGGCUCUGCAUGAUCACAUGAAAGUUCAUGAAGGCCAGUCAGUGUUCAAUUGUCCCCUCUGUAGCUCAGUAUUCCACAAGCAGGACCAGCUACUUGAACAUCUCAAAGAACACACAGGAGCCUGAGAGUUGGACUGUGAGGCUUCUCAAGGAAGAAGCUAAGGCUUAAGAAUUAUAAUGAGUAUUGGGCAAACUGUUCAAGAAACACACAGGGGCAUGAGAGUUGGACUGUGAAGUCUUGGUGAAGCUUCUCAAGGAAAAUGUUAGGCUUCAACCUUAUGACAUGUACCGUUAAUGGGAAACUGGUCAAGGUACAUACAGUGGUGAGUGUUGUAUUUCUUCAAGGAACAUACAUGGGUCUGAGUUUUAUACUGUGUACACCGAGAGAGGUUUCUUAAGCAUGUUAAUGGAACAUACUUAGACCUAAGAUUUAUACAGUGUACUGGUGAAGCUUCUCAAGGAACAAACUUGGGCCUGAGGCCUGGACUUGUGAAGGCUCUGAUGAUCAUCCUAAGGUGAAAACUGAGACCUGAGUUUAUACUGUGUGGUCCUUGUUGAGUAUUUCAAAGAAAAUAGGUACGAAAGUUAAGGUGUUUGGUCCUGAUUGAGCUACUUGAAGAAUAUAUAGGGGCAAAUAGACUUCUGUGAAUUACCUGUGUCAUUGUGGUGGAUCAUAUAGAGGAGCAUACUGGAUUCUGUAGUUGUGUUAGAACUUCUGUUGGAAUAUACUUCAGCUAAAUACAGAAACAUCCGACUUCUGUUGUGUCAUGCUGUUUCACAGCCCCAAGGACAAGAUGGGAUUGAUCGUUUUGAGCUUGUUGAGGAAGAGGAUUUGACAGGAUCUGACACUGAGCCUAAGGCCACAAUUGUUAUAUUUUUCAGUUAACCAGCACUAGUGGGGAGUUUAUUUUUUAACCAGAUACAUCUGUUCUUGAGGGUGUCAUGAUGACUAGUCUUCAUGGUCACAGAUGUGAUCCAACUCUGUGAGUUGUGUAUGCUGUUGGUUUACCUGAGACACAACCAUUGUUAAACUCACUACACCUGUGGACCCUGUCCCUCAGUGACUUCUAAGGCUGCAUCAGCACUGGGUUUUUAAAACAUGGCUUUGUGGAAGGUGCCCUGGCGUCCCUGAAGUAUUAUAAUGUUGGUACACAUGGACGAGACACAUACAGAUUGAUACUUAUUCUUGAAGAGACAUAUUUGAAUAUACCUUUUUCCUCUUGUACUGUUGGACUUGAUGGUCAUGGUAGUUGAGUUAUGAUGUAUUAUAAUUAAUGAGAUGAGGGUCAACAUUUCUCCUGUACUGCCUCCUUCAUCACUGUGUCUGUAGCAGAAGUUGAUGUCAGCCGUGUCGUGUGUAGUGUCAUCUGUCUCAUGUUUCUUUGUUGGAUGAUUUGAUGAAGGAAAUGCUACAAGUUCGUAUAUAAGCUGUCAGACAGUUGCGUUGUCCUCAUGUCCUGUGACGGGGGUACACACGAGGGGGGGGGGGGUGUUUUAUUUCUUACCUGGAUGUAGAUGAGAUCUUUUAAGGGGGUACGUUUAGAAUGAUGCGAGCAAGGCUUGUUAUUGUACCAUGUGUUAUGUUGAGAUGAAAAGUAGACCUGUGCAUAGUCUGGACACUGACUGUGCUUAUUAUGGACACUGUGACUGUGCUUAGUCUGGACACUGUCACCGUGCUUAGUCUGGACACUGACUGUGCUUAGUCUGGACAAUGACUGUGCUUAGUCUGGACACUGUCACUGUGCUUAGUCUGGACACUGACUGCUUAGUCUGGACACUGACUGCUUAGUCUGGACACUGACUGCUUAGUCUGGACACUGACUGUGCUUAUUAUGGACACUGUGACUGUGCUUAGUCUGGACAAUGACUGUGCUUAGUCUAGACACUGACUGUGCUUAGUCUGGACACUGACUGUGCUUAUUAUGGACACUGUCACUGUGCUUAGUCUGGACACUGUCACCGUGCUUAGUCUGGACACUGACUGUGCUUAGUCUAGACACUGACUGUGCUUAGUCUGGACAAUGACUGUGCUUAGUCUGGACAAUGACUGUGCUUAGUCUGGACACUGACUGCUUAGUCUGGACACUGUCUCUGUGCUUAGUCUGGACACUGUCACCGUGCUUUGUCUGGACACUGACUGUGCUUAGUCUAGACACUGACUGUGCUUAGUCUAGACACUGUCACUGUGCUUAGUCUGGACACUGACUGUGCUUAGUCUGGACACUGUCUCUGUGCUCCAAUUUCAUAAACAGAUUUACAAAACCAUAGCCUCUAUUCUGUCAGUUGGACAUCUAGCUCCUCUUCUUGUGUAUGGACCUCAUGCUUGUUGGGAUCGCUAUAGCCCGUCCUGUAAGACAGUCUAAUGAUGCCUGUAGCUACUAUACUUGAACAUAGUCCCUCUAACUCGCGUACCCUACAUAGACUACUGGUAGUUGUGACUUUCAUUUCUUGACAUAGAUAACACAUUCGCUCAUACACUGUAGCCAAGUGCUGUGUUAGCUGCUCCUGUGCAUAAGUGUAGACUAAGUGUAGCACCAGACCUGACACUGUGAAGAUAGGCUGACAGCAUCAGUGAUCUGGGUACGCCUUUCAUGUAUGUUAGGUUCCAUAUCUGUAAGUUUUGGGGGUCAAAUGCACUAAGAUGGGUCUCGGGAUGCACAACAGCAAAUAAGAUACAAAGUGUGUGUGAUGCCUUAUGCUUACUACAGCCUUCUGAAUCCAAUGAUGGUACAUCUUCCUGAGGCAAGGGCAUUAACUGACUUUGAAAGUCCAGUUUCCACCCUUGCCAAACUAGGCUGGAAAUCCUGGACCUGAUCGUAGCGCCCCCAGUGGCUAUUACAAGUUAUGUCCCUUCAAUGCCUCGCCUAUGGACCAAUCAGAUUCCACCUCUUGUAUCACUUGCAUUUGCUUCAAACAAAAUGGCAGCACCCAGUCAAGACAAUUUGAUCGAUAAUCAAGAUCUAAAAUGGGUCUUACGUCACGAAGUGCAUCAAAUCAUGUCAGCACCUUGAUUAAAAACAUGAAAAGAUUUGCAAAAUAUGUGUUGAUGACGAGUCGGCGGUGCACAUGCUUUGCAAAUCCUGCAAUCGACCAAAAUCUACAUCACAGUUAUGAACAGGAUUUCGAUUUCUCUGCGCCAUUGGACUUGUUAGUCCAGCCAAAAUGUAACUCCAUAACACCAGCCUUGUUCGGCAAGGGUAGAAACUGGACAUUUAUAGUCAGUGGUAUCUUGCCCCGGGAAGAUGAUGGUAGUGCUCAUUGACUAGUAACAAUUGAGGACUAUAAUUCUGAACCAGUUCUCAAUGCCUCAAUUGUGCUACAAAUUCUUACUCAAUAAAUCUGAUGGAAAAUGAAAUGUAAACACUCUAAACAUUUUUGUCUGUUUUUAAGCAUGACUAGCUACAAACUCUGACAUGAUGGAGGACUUUUUAGACAAACUUUUGACAAAUCCUUUAACAUAUUUAAAAACAUGAAUUUCAAAGGCUGUAUUAAAGAGGGCAUUUCCUUGUUUCUUUUAUAACCUUACCCGCUCUGUCCGAACAUUGAUUGUAUUUCUCAUCAGGACUGAAAUAUUACAUAUCUUGCCGACAUGUUUUAAAAUUUUGUUAGUUUUAAUCAUUCCAAUACUCGUACUAUUUUUGCAUCCAAUGGGGUUCACAGUGGAUAUUUUGUAUCUUUUCUUACUUUUGCAUCCUGUAAAACUAUGUGCGUACUAUUUUAUAUACUGAAAAGAUUAUUGAUCAUGAGUAUUUUUGGGAAUAUUUUUAUGAAAUUGCAUGCGCAGUCUUCACUGCAAAAAAAUCCCCCCAAAUAUUCAUGAUCCCUAACUGUUUUGUGAGGGUGUGCGGUAUUAUCGGUAUAUCGGUAAAUUGAGGUUCACCCUUUCCACGAUACGUAUCACAAUAUCAUUUUUUUCAUGCUUGAUAUAUCGGGUGAUGUCAAAUAGAGAUUUUUUAAAUGUUUUUUCUUGCCAAAUGCCUUCACUGCCCCGCCGCACUCCAGGCCACAAGAUGGCCGCGUAUUUAUUGAGUACACAUUACGAUGUACCAGCGUCUUGUUUUGUUCCAUUUAUGAACGUUAAUUUAUACCAUAAUGUAUCAGAUUACUGCUGAAUUCAAAAUUUAUGAUUAUACAAUAUAUCGUGAUACGUAUCGAAAUACCGCCUUGUGCAUUGCAAAAUAUUGUGAUACACUUUAAACCUCCAAUACCCAUCCCUUAAUAUUUUGGUUUAGUAUUCAUUAGGCCUGAAGCUGCAGCAGGUGCUGUUUGUAUGCUUGAGUCACUGUUAGUUUGUUUGAAUACAAGCAAGGACUUUGUUAUGUAGAGUGAGUGAGUGAGUAUGGUUUUACGCCACUUUUAGCAAUAUUCCAGCAAUAUCACGGCAGGGGACACCAGAAAUGGGCUUCACACAUUGUACCCAUGUCGGGAAUCGAACCUGGGUCUUCGGCGUGACGAGCGAACGCUUUAACCACUAGGCUACCCGACCGCCCCUGUUAUGGAGAACAUGACUCAGGCCAGGCUUUUUAUUUUUUUAUUUUUAGGAUUACGGAAUUUUCAGCCCAAAGUCCAAGGUUGGAGGAGGGAAAAAAAAAGCCAGAUGCAUUUUUUUAAAUUCAGAAUGCCUCUGGCAUACUUUAUGAACAUAUUCUGUGUUCAAAAGACCGCCAUUUGUGACGAUAAAGCCCCUUGUAACAAUAAAAAUUCUACCACUUACAACAUGGACAAUUGUCAAGGGAGGCUAUUCAUGUUAGGCUUCGAGAUCAACAAAGAUCAAUUAUGUAUCUCUUUACUAGUUUACCACAGUGAAUUCAUGUUUUUUAUCAAAAGGUGAUGAUAACAAAUAAAAUAAAUGACUACGCCGCUAUUGGCGGGGGAAACAAAAUGGAAAUCUGAUUUAUUUAUUUUUUACAUUUUCACAAAAAUUAGAGUCGGCGGGUCCGUAAUCUAUAAAAUAUAAAACGCCUGGCCUAAUGUGUGUUGAGAUAUCUAGACAUCACAUUGUUUUGUUGUCAUAACGCUGCCUGCUGUUUCUACCAAAUAUUAUUUGUGACUUCUUCUUCUGGGACCAUUUUGCUAUUGUUUGUUGGAUCAUGGGUCCGAGGGUACUAUUUUCUUCAAAAUUUGAAAAACUAUAAUUCAAAUUUACACUUAUUUUUCUAUGCCGACACAUACAUGCAAACCUUUUUUUAUUUUACUCAGUGUAUAUGACACAUCUAUAUAGCAUAUGAAGCUCAAUUAACAUCAAUAUUUCGCCAAAUCGUCCUGAAGAUACAAAAUUCCAUGCAAACUCUAUGCCCCUUGUCCUUCACUUCUUACAUGGACUUUACCAAAAUUAGCCCCCCCCCUCUAAAUUUGGAGGGGGCCGGUCAGGUAGCCUAGUGGUUAAAGUGUUCGCUUGGCACACCGAGGACCCGGGUUCGAUUCCCGACAUGGGUACAACAAUGUGUGAAGCCCAUUUCUGGUGUCCCCCGCCGUGAUAUUGCUGGAAUAUUGCUAAAAGCGGCGUAAAACCAUACUCACUCACUCACUCUCUAAAUUUGGAAAAUCCCAUGGCUGUUAACACUUCACUAGCUUGUGGCCCCUAAGCCAACAUUUCCUACAGCUAUGUGCAUGCUUCAUGAAAUGACAUACUUUUGUAAAAUUCUGUUUUUAAAUGUUCUGCAGUUUAAUUUUAGAUUUGCUUUUUUUACGUGACAUGAUACAGCUGUGAGUUGUUUGCAUUCUUCGAGUGAUUUUCAGAUUAAUUUUCUUCCUGUACUCUUAUUUCUAAAGGGUCAAUAUGGUAUCAUGAUAUUUAUGGUAGGACAGAAUGGGAAUGUGGAAUACUAUUGUGAAUGUGUACCCAUUGUAACCUUUGCCUUUUAUAUUCUCUUAGAUAUAUUAUAUAGUCAUGCAGAGUUCAUAUUUAGAGUUUUUUCUGCUCGAUCUCUACAUGACCUCUCUACAGGGCCCCUCUAUAUGAUUUGAAUAGAGCCUGUCUACACGGCCACUCUACAUAACCUCUACAGGGCCUCACGAUAUGGUUUGAACAGUCUGUCUACACAGCCACUCUGCAUAACCUCUACAGGGCCUCUCUGCAUGGUUUCUCAGCUGAGCCCCUUAUGGUCUCUCUACAUGACCUCUACAGGGCCUCUCUGCAUGGCUCUCAACUGAGCCCCUUAUGGUCUCUCUACAUGACCUCUACAGGGCCUCUCUGCAUGGCCUCUCAACUGAGCCCCGUAUGGUCUCUCUACAUGACCUCUGCAGGGCCUCUCUGCAUGGCCUCUCAACUGAGCCCCGUAUGGUCUCUCUACAUGACCUCUACAGGGCCUCUCUGCAUGGCCUCUCAACUGAGCCCCGUAUGGUCUCUCUACAUGACCUCUACAGGGCCUCUCUGCAUGGCCUCUCAACUGAGCCCCGUAUGGUCUCUCUACAUGACCUCUACAGGGCCUCUCUGCAUGGCCUCUCAACUGAGCCCUGUAUGGUCUCUCUACAUGACCUCUACAGGGCCUCUCUGCAUGGCUUCUGUGCAGCACAGAGUAUGGACAGGGUAGGGGGCGGGACAAAGGUGGUCUAGUUGUCCAAGCAUGACGACUCGCUGUGCGGAGUUGCAUCCAUUGGGCAAGGCAGAAACCAUGGGGACAAGUCCAACAUGCACCUGGUUAUAUUUCUUGGUUUGUCCAUACCCACUGUACACCUAUGUGGUAAACCUCCAACCUGCAUCAUUUCUGGGUUUCCUCCCACAUCAAGCUGACAAUACUGUUAAGUGUUGCGUUAAAAACAACUCAUUCACUCAUGGCCUCUAUUGAGCCUCCAUGGCCUCUAUUCAGGGCCUCUCUAUUGAGCCUCUAUACAAGGCCUCUAUUGAACCUCCAUGGCCUCAAUACAGGGCCUCUCUAUUGAGCCUCCAUGGCCCCUAUACAGGGCCUCUCUAUUGAGCCUCCAUGGCCUUGGUACAGGACCUCUUUGUUGAGCCACCAUGGCCUCUAUACAGGGCCUUGCGAUUGAGCAUCCCUAGCCUGAAUGCAGGGACUCUCUAUUGAGCCUCCAUGGCCCUAUACAGGGCCUCUCUAUUGUGCCUCAAUAGCCUUGGUACAGGGCCUCUUUGUUGAGCCUCCAUGGCCUCUAUACAGGGCCUCUCUAUUGAGCCUCCAUGGCCCCUAUACAGGGCCUCUCUAUUGAGCCUCAAUGGCCUUGGUACAGGGCCUCUUUGUUGAGCCUCCAUGGCCUCUAUACAGGGCCUCUCUAUUGAGCAUCCAUAGCCUCUGUACAGGGCCUCUCUAUUGAGCCGCCAUGGCCUCUAUACAGGGCCUCUCUAUUGAGCCACCAUGGCCUCUAUACAGGGCCUGUCUAUUGAGCCACCAUGGCCUCUAUACAGGGCCUGUCUAUUGAGCCACCAUGGCCUCUGUACAGGGCCUCUCUAUUGAGCCACCAUGGCCCCUAUACAGGGCUCUUUUGAGCCGCCAUGGCCUCUAUACAGGGCUCUAUUGAGCCGCCAUGGCCUAUAUACAGAGCCUCUCAAAUGAUGCCAUAGCCUCUGUGCAGGGCUCUAUUGAGCCGCCAUGGCCUGUAUACAGGGCCUUUCUAUUAAGCAUCCAUAGCCUAUCAUAACCAAAACAGGGCCUAUAUUGGCCUCUAUACAGGGCCUCUCUAUUGAGCCUUUCUGUUUAGCAUCCAUGGCGUCGGAAUGGUGGUUAAGCUUCCUCCCAGAGCAUACAUUCUAAAUGUGAUGGGGAUAUAGGUAAUGUUCAAGUGAUCAUUGGUCCAUGUCAAUGUCGGAAGGCAGUUCAGAGAAUUGGCAUUUUUAUUUUGUAGGAAAAUACACCAGAGCUGCAAACUAUUAUAUUUUUUUAUUGGGAUGUAAAUUAGUAGAUGUGCUUUUCAUAGCGUUGUGGUAUUUGUAACCCAGCACAUCAUUUUUUCUGCAUCUAUUUUAGACUAUAUCGGGCCUGUUGCCUGUUUAGUUGUGGAAUAUUGUGAUGCACAGAAUGAAAUGAGUCCUGCAAUGAAUGAUUGUGGAUGAGCAGUAGGAGCUAUGACUUUAUCUGGUCCAAUAAUGAUGUGAUUGUUGUGUUAGGACUAUAGUAGCCAGGGCAUACUAUUUCGAAUGGGAUGCCCUCAUCCAUGCUGAGAGUCUGGAUGUGCCCUGAUCAAGAACAUGUCUCAUUUAUUCCAUAGAAACUGUGAAGAUGUGUUUGUAACUUGAAUCUGCUUGUAUUCUCAUUGCCAUACUGAAUCAGCCCCAGGUCAGGUCAGGCCUGCUGGUUCAGUGAGAGGGUGUGAUGGAGGUCACGUGUAUAUCUGAACACUCUCAACUAUUCAUUGAUACAACAGCUGGUAGUUUGUGUAUUGGAAGACUUCGGAUGUUGCCGGGAAGAGUCUUGCAUCACAGGAGUGUCUUUCAUUGUCAUCAUUAUUGUCAAUAAACAAGUGUUACAAAUAAUGAA
Haliotis rufescens (red abalone) is the source of this 12837-nucleotide messenger RNA. RefSeq names its product zinc finger protein 236-like. The transcript has 2 exons. Gene Ontology annotation, cellular component: nucleus. The record is from RefSeq and is a predicted model, not a curated record. Lineage: Eukaryota; Metazoa; Mollusca; Gastropoda; Lepetellida; Haliotidae. Bases 347 to 4537 code for a protein of 1396 amino acids.